CCAGUGAUGAUGCGAGCCGAUCACCUCCGGCUCUCUAAACCCUCCCCUCUUUCCCUCUCUAUUCCCCAUCUCCGCUCCCUCUCGCGAUCCAUCCGCCUCAAGAUACGCUCCAAAGCUUCGUUUCCUUCGCGGCGGUCAUCUCUCGGAAAUCUCAAUCUGCGCCGCUCUAAUCUUCUCCCUUUUCAGUCGAAACCAAAUUUCCAGAUUAAUGCGGAGGAUGGUUGUUAUGGUGGAUUGGAGAUUGCUGCUGAUGAGUUCUUGGAACUGGGGGAUAUGGAUUUGCCGGUGGAGCUCUCUGUGACUCGAGCUCUUCCGCCCGCUCUCACACUCAGAGAGGGUUUUGAUAAGAUUAAAGAGGCGAUCGAGAAGCUCAAGGCGAAUCCACCAUGUUUGAGGAGCGGUGUUUUGAGGAUUCAGCUACUUCAUUAGAUUGGAAAGAGUAUGGCGGAGUUAUUUCAUGUACUAUUCCAUAUUCCUCACAGAAGAUGCUAAAAUUAGUAAGGGUUGCGGUACCUCCUAGUACAAAAGCUUUAAAUUGGCUGUGUUGUCAAUGCAAGGAAUUGUCAGUGUUUCCUCAGUUUUAUUUUUUAGCAAGACAAACUCGUGAGCAAUCUCUUGAAUUGGCUUCAUUAAAUGGCAUGGUUGAAGUUUCUGGUAUUGGGACAGCAAUUUAUGUUCAUGGCUCUUCACAUACCCGAAAAGGAUGUAAUUUGAUAGCAAGAUACCUUUCAGUUGAUUCGCCCCUGAUAAGAGCUUAUGGGUUCAUAGGUAUCCAUUAUAACAAGGAAUCAUUCAUGAUGGAGGAUGGGGCUGGUUCAUUUUUCUUCUUUAUUCCACAGAUAGAGCUGAAUGAAUUUGAGGGCUUCUCUUUAUUAGCAUCUACUCUGAUCUGGGAUGAUUUUGUAUCAUAUACUUUUGAGAGAGCGGUUCACACCUUUGAAUUAUAUUUCCACCAGAUCAUCCAAUAUAUUCAUCCAAUUGGCACAUAUGUCAAAGACAUGUGGAUGAAUUACUUUUAUGGGCUGUCAAAUUUGAUGGAGCACAAACAUGUUCAAAUGGUAUUCCUGAAUGCUGAAAUUCUUGUUAGAAUUGAUGCUGGAGCCAAUAAUUUGCUUCAGGCUGCAGUUCUCAUGUUCUGCAAAUAUUGCUUUGAAUCAUUAUUAUUUUUGCAGGAAGACUCUCCAAGUUGUUGCCGUUAUUAUUUUAGACAUUCAUCAACAGCUUCUUUUGGAAGUAACAUGCUUAUGGAUUCUCGUGGAACUAAUUGCUUGAUAAAAGAGUGUGCCAACAUCAAUUAUCUAUGGGCAUCACUUAUAAUUGAAGAAUGUGUUCGACUUGGUUUGACGUACUUCUGUAUAGCUCCAGGAUCACGAUCAUCUCCACUUGCAAUUUCUGCAUGCGGUCAUUCCUUGACAACUUGCAUAUCAUGUUUUGAUGAGCGCUCCCUUGCAUUUCAUGCUGUUGGCUAUGCAAGAGGAUCUCUUAAACCGGCAGUGGUCAUAACAUCAUCAGGAACUGCUGUGUCAAAUCUUCUUCCUGCGGUUGUGGAGGCUAGUCAUGAUUGUGUACCUCUUAUGUUACUCACAGCUGAUCGCCCUCCAGAGCUGCAGGAUGUAGGAGCAAACCAAGCAAUUGAUCAGGUCAACCAUUUUGGCAAAUUUGUGAGGUUUUUCUUCAGUUUUCCUCCGCCCACUGAUCAAAUACCUGCUAGGAUGGUCCUAACAACUGUUGAUUCAGCUGCAUACAGUGCAACACAAGCACCAUAUGGCCCUGUGCAUAUUAAUUGUCCCCUCAGAGAGCCAUUGGAAGACUGCCCAAAAGAAUGGAGUAUAAACUGUUUAAGAGGAUUAGAUUUGUGGUUGUCAAAUGCUGGACCUUAUACUAGAUACAUCAAAAUGCAACAUUGCUGCUCAUGCAAUGGUUAUAGUGGGCAAGUUGCUGAGGUUCUGGAAGUAAUACAGAGAGCAAAACAGGGUCUCUUAUUAAUUGGUGCCAUCCACACUGAAGAUGAAAUAUGGGCAGCUCUUCUUUUAGCUAAACAUCUUUUCUGGCCAGUUGUUACUGAUAUUUUGUCAGGACUACGGUUGCGCAGAUUAUUUACUUCAUUUACAGAGAUUGAAGACAGGUUUUAUUUUAUUGAUCAUUUGGAUAACGCUCUACUCUCGAAUGCUGUCAAGGGCUGGGCACAACCAGAUGUGAUCCUUCAGAUUGGUAGCAGGAUUACAAGCAAACGUAUUGUCCAGUUGUUGGAGUUCUGUUCUCCUUCUGCAUAUAUCUUGGUUGACAAGCAUCCAUACCGUCAUGAUCCUUCUCAUAUUGUUACUCACAGAAUCCAGAGUACCAUAUCUGAGUUUGCUGAUAUUAUACUUAAAAUUUAUAUCAUGAGGAAGCCCAGAAAAUGGAGCAGUUUCCUGAAAACACUGGAUAUGGUGGUUGCAUGGGAAAUAGCAUUUCAAAUUCAUUCUGAAUGCUCGCUAACCGAACCACAUGUUGCGCAUAUAAUUGGAGAAGUACUUCAAGAUGAUGUUGUCUUAUUUGUUGGGAACAGCAUGGUCAUUAGAGAUGUCGACAUGUACGGAAGGGGCUGGGUGAAAUCUGUCAUGAAAAAUACUCACCUGAUGUCAGAUUGCGAUCUACAAUUCCAUGGUAUACAAGUGGCUGGGAACAGGGGUGCUAGUGGUAUUGAUGGUUUGCUUAGCACAGCCAUUGGUUUUGCUGUAGGAUGCAACAAACGAGUUAUUUGUGUGAUUGGUGAUAUAUCUUUCCUUCAUGAUACAAAUGGAUUGGCAAUUCUUAAUCAAAGGGCACGGAGGAAACCUAUGACUAUUCUUGUAAUAAAUAACCAUGGUGGUGCAAUUUUCAGUCUUCUACCAAUUGCAGAUAGGGCACUACCCAAUGUGUUAAAUCAGUACUUCUACACAGCCCACGAUGUCUCAAUUAGUAAACUUUGUGCUGCACACAGUGUGAAACAUUUACUAGCACGGACAAAAAUGGAACUGCAUAAUGCUCUAUGGAGAUCUCAAAAUGAGCAGACCGACUGUGUAAUAGAAGUUGAAAGCAAUAUUGCAGAUAAUGCCAAGUUUCACAGCAUGAUAAGUCAGUCUGCUUAUCAAGCUGCAAACCAAGUGCUGGAUUUCCUAAUAAGGUUUCCAAAUUCUGAGUCUGUAAAGAAUGGCUUGUUUGUUAGCAAGAUCCAUAAAAUGGAGUUCUCAUUAUAUAGAAUCCAACUUUGUGCUCCGCUUGCUUCAAGUCAACUUAGAAACGAUAGGAACAAGUUAUAUCAUGAAGGUUUUAUCCUAAAUAUUACUUUGGAUGAUAGUAGUUCGGGAUUUGGAGAGGUUGCCCCAAUCGAAAUUCACGAGGAGGAUCUGUUAGAUGUUGAAGAGCAGCUGAGAUUUUUGGUUCAUAAACUAGAAGGUUCUGAGAUAAGUUAUUUUCUUCCAUUGCUCAGGGGCUCCUUCUCUCACUGGAUAUGGAGAAGCUUAGGAGUUCCACCAUCUUCUAUAUUUCCAAGUGUUAGGAAUGGCAUGGAGAUGGCUAUACUAAAUGCACUAGCAGCAAGAGCAGGAUCCAGUUUAUUGGAAUUAGUUACUGGAUGUAGAAGUUCCUUACAAGAUUCUCAGUCAUUGAAAGAUAUUAUGAAGGGGUCAGCAAGGAUAGAGAUUAGUGCCCUUGUAGAUUGUAAUGGUACUCCUAAGCAGGUAGCUCAUGUGGUGUCUCGGUUAGUUGAUGAAGGUUUCACUACAAUAAAACUAAAGGUUGCACGUCGAGAAAAUCUUAUUGAAGAUGUGGCAGUCAUCCAAGAAAUUAGAGAAAUGGUUGGAUAUAAGAUCAACAUCCGUGUUGAUGCAAAUCGGAAGUGGACAUAUGAAGAGGCAGUUGAAUUUGGAUCUGGUGUGAAAUAUUUUGACAUACAAUACAUUGAGGAACCUGUAUGUCUUGAAGAUGAUAUUAUAAAGUUUUGUCAAGAAAGUUGUUUACCUGUAGCUUUAGAUGAGACUAUUGACAAUCUUAAAGGAGAUUUCCUCAAUAAACUCCAAAACUUUGUAUAUCCUGGAAUAGUAGCUAUUGUAAUUAAACCAAGUGUAGUUGGUGGAUUUGAAAAUGCAGCACUUAUUGCAAAAUGGGCUCAGCUUCAUGACAAGAUGGCUGUUGUCAGUGCUUCCUUUGAGAGUAGUCUUAGUUUGUCAGCAUACAUACAAUUUGCAUACUUCCUUGAGCAGCAGAAUAUAACAAUAUGCAGAUUGAGAAAGAGAAAGUUGAGUGCAGCCAUAGCCCAUGGCCUUGGAACAUAUCAAUGGCUUAAGGAAGAUGUAUCCACUAACCAUCUAGAGUUUCAUGUAGCCCCAAAUGGUGACAAAAUGGAAGCCUCUGUGAAAAAUGCAGAUACUUUCCUUCGUUAUUUUCAGAUCAAAGAUAAGACAGUUCAGAGGAUCUACACUGGUGAACAACUUAAAUCCUACAGAAUAGAAGUUAAUGGUGAUAACUUUUCCUGUUCAUUCAAAUUGCAAGAGGCUGGUGUCGACACAAAGAAGCAAGUAGUUAUCUAUCUUCAUGGCUUUCUGGGUGCAAGUCAGGACUGGGUUCCGAUAAUGAAGGCUAUAUCACCUGCUGCACGAUGCAUUUCUAUUGAUCUUCCUGGCCACGGGGAAUCUCAGGUGCAAUGGCAUAUGGAUAAGAGCUCAAAGCAAAAGCUGAACAUCUCAGUUGAAUCAGUUGCAGAUAUAAUAAUGAAGUUAAUCUGUGAUAUUACCUCUGGAGGUGUCAUUCUUAUCGGAUAUUCAAUGGGUGCUAGGAUUGCACUGUAUAUGACAUUGAAAUACAAUGAAAAGAUCAAUGGAGCUGUUAUAAUAUCAGGAAGUCCAGGAUUAAGGGAUGAGGCAGCUAGAAGAAUUCGUAGUGCACAAGAUGAAGCAAGAGCUCACUUCCUAUUAGCACAUGGUCUGCAAGAUUUUCUGCAUAUAUGGUAUGCAGGCAGUCUAUGGAAAAGCUUGAGAGAUCAUCCACAUUUCAACGAAAUAGUCAGAAAUCGUGCAAAGCAUAGUGACAUCCAGGCUCUUGCGAAAGUUCUCUCUGACUUGAGCAUUGGAAAGCAAAUGUCUUUGUGGGAAGACUUGAAGCACUGCCAGAAGCCUCUUCUCUUCAUUGCCGGAGACAAGGAUAUAAAGUUCAGAGACAUUUCUAAGCAAAUGUGCAGUGAAAUCAGGACAUGCUCCGAAGGUAAAGAUCACAUUCCAAGAGAACAGUUAUCCAAAGUGGUUAUAGUUCCAGACUGUGGCCAUGCUGUUCAUUUGGAGAACCCUCUCCCAGUGAUCAAUGCUGUCAGGAAGUUCAUAACAAACUUUGACAAACUAUAGUGCACUGGUUCCAGCGAAAUUUCUCAACCCCACGAUGAGCGGGUGCUUAAUUUGUUUUACUUCGACUCUGUAUCAUCAUCUUAUCUUUCGCAUGCUCUAUUGUUAAUGUCGUCAAAACUAGCAAUAUCAACAGUCAAAGCAAGACAAUGGUGGCGCUAAACUGACACUGGAAGGGAUGGUUCCAAUUUUCUAUUAGUUUCUGGAUUUUGAAUAAUAAAAGCAUCUUGUAUAGUUUGUAAUACGGUAAUAUGUGUUAUCCUUUCUGAAA
Phoenix dactylifera (date palm) is the source of this 5625-nucleotide messenger RNA. The record is from RefSeq and is a predicted model, not a curated record. Lineage: Eukaryota; Viridiplantae; Streptophyta; Magnoliopsida; Arecales; Arecaceae.